GGCGACGGUCCGUCAAGUGUAAAGUCUGUGUACGUGGGUGUAAAACAAACAUACAAUAUAAUAUUGAAAACUGCGUAACGUGCCAAGCAAAUUAACAAUCAGUGUACGUGUGAAAUUUGCUGAUUAUUGAAAUUUGCGAAAGAUUUAAAUAAACUUGUCAUCAUGAAGCUGUACGCAACAGCAGCAGCAGCAACAGUUGCGCUCUUUUUGUUAUUGGCCACAAUCCAAACGACGCCAGCAGCUGCCGACGAACUGCAGGAGGAGGAGGAGACCACAACAACGAUCAAUGCUGAUGAGGAGAGCACAGCUGAGGCGAUCACCGAGCCACCCAUCAAAUUGGUCCAUGUGUUGAAUCCUGGCGAGCGUGAAUAUCUCUCGCCCAAUUUAAUUGGUGUCCAGAAUAUUGCGAUGACCUUUCUGCCGCUCUCGAUGAACUUUGUGAACAUCAUCGAUGCGUUUCGUGAAAUCGUGAAUGGUAUUCGCUACGAGAUCAUACUGAAUGCCGUCGACACAAAAUCCAAGGAUGCGGACACAAUUUGCCGUCUGGUCAUACUGGAACAGCCGUGGAUAACAACGCAGUGGGGCGACAAGCAUCGCGAACUGAUCAACUCCAAUUGCAGUGAUGUCGCCGAUAAUUCGCUAUCCAGCGACAUGGAGCCGGAGCAGCGCUCGAAGGCGCUCAAUGACAAAUAUUCAAGCCGCAUUAAGCGCAGCCUCAAUGAUGUGGUACCGGGCGGCAGAAAGCCCUUCGAUGAGAAGGAGGCGGAGGAGCAGCUGCAGCGCACACUGGACAAGCUGACAGCAGGCGAAGGACCGCACUACAAGAUUAUCAAGGUGUAUUCGGCGUCGCGUCAGGUUGUGUCGGGCACAUUGACGCGCAUCGAUGCGGAUCUGACGGAUGGCAAUGAUGCGCUGCAUCGCUGCAUUGUGGAGAUCUGGGCACAGCCGUGGCUGGAAAAGGGACACGAUAUCACAUUCAAGUGCCGCAAUCAGCCGACAGUCCAUGCACGCCAUAGCCGAUCCGUUGAGUGGGCCGAGAAGAAGACGCACAAGAAGCGCAACCAUCACACGCUCAACAAGAUCGAGCAUCUGUUCCACAAGUUCCAGUUGAAAUACAAGCGUCAAUAUGCCAACACGGCCGAGCAUCAGAUGCGUUUGCGCAUCUUCCGACAGAAUCUGCGCACCAUCGAAGAACUGAACGCCAAUGAGCGUGGCAGUGCCAAAUAUGGCAUCACCCAGUUCGCCGACAUGACCAGCACCGAGUACAAGUUGCACGCCGGACUCUGGCAGCGCAGCGAGGACAAACCGACGGGCGGUGCGGCUGCUGUGGUGCCCCCCUAUGCGGGUGAGAUGCCCAAGGAGUUUGACUGGCGGCAAAAGAAGGCUGUGACGCAUGUCAAGAAUCAAGGACAAUGCGGCUCCUGCUGGGCAUUCAGUGUUACAGGCAACAUUGAGGGCUUGUAUGCCAUCAAGACGGGCGAAUUGGAAGAGUUCUCCGAACAGGAGCUGCUCGACUGCGAUUCCACGGACAGUGCCUGCAAUGGUGGCCUCAUGGACAAUGCCUACAAAGCCAUCAAGGACAUUGGUGGUCUCGAGUACGAAUCAGAGUAUCCGUAUGCGGCCAAGAAGAUGCAAUGUCAUUUCAACAGAACAAUGUCGCACGUUCAACUCUCGGGCUUUGUGGAUCUGCCCAAGGGCAAUGAGACAGCCAUGCAGGAGUGGCUGCUCAGCAAUGGACCCAUUUCCAUCGGCUUAAAUGCGAAUGCGAUGCAGUUCUAUCGUGGCGGUGUUUCACAUCCCUGGGCACCGCUCUGCUCCAAAAAGAAUCUCGAUCACGGCGUACUGAUUGUCGGCUACGGUGUCUCCGACUAUCCCAAUUUCCACAAGACGCUGCCGUAUUGGAUUGUGAAGAACUCGUGGGGUCCACGCUGGGGCGAACAGGGUUACUAUCGCAUCUACCGUGGUGAUAAUACAUGUGGUGUCAGUGAGAUGGCCACCUCAGCUGUGCUGGCCUAGAUAUGCCAAACCACAAUCUAUACAUCUAUUUAUAUAUAUAUAUAUAUAUAUAUACUUAUAUAUAUGUGUAUAUAUGCAUCAAUGUUAAUGCUUAAGCUAAGGCACAAAAUACGUUUUGGCUGCAGCUUUCUUUUCGUUCUAAUGACACGACGAUCCACAUAAAAUAUCGUCAAGUUUUGUGGAACUUUUGUUCCGUGUGCAGUCCAAACAAUACAAUAACAUCAAUAUAAUCAUGUCAAAACACUUGUAAUCCAUUAGGCAGCAUUAUACACAACAAAAAAAAAGAAAUCAAAUUUAACAGUGCAACGUAAAUAUAUUGAA
This is a messenger RNA of Drosophila grimshawi, 2337 nucleotides long. RefSeq names its product putative cysteine proteinase CG12163. The transcript is spliced from 6 exons. Gene Ontology annotation, cellular component: lysosome. Gene Ontology annotation, molecular function: cysteine-type endopeptidase inhibitor activity; cysteine-type endopeptidase activity. Lineage: Eukaryota; Metazoa; Arthropoda; Insecta; Diptera; Drosophilidae. The record is from RefSeq and is a predicted model, not a curated record. The coding region runs from base 163 to 2016 and encodes 617 amino acids.